AUCAUUACUAGAUUACGAAAAGAUGCCGCAACUAUAUGAAAUUUAUUAAGUCCUUUUCAUCUUAAUUAUUGGACUAUACUUGACUCAAUACUUGGUUUUUCUUGGGGUUAUAAAGCAAUUAAUGUUUUAUCAGUAGUUCAAUAUCAGUAUAACAGACAUUUUCAUGGCUUUUCAGAACUUUCUGUUGCUCUUUUUGGUUGCUGCUUGUGCAUUUGCUGUUGCUUAUGGCAAGCUAUCCGUGAAUUAUUACUCAUCUACGUGCCCGAAAGCUUUGUCUAUUAUUCAGGCAGGAGUUGCAGCAGCAAUAAAAAAUGAAACUCGCAUGGGGGCAUCUCUGCUCAGAAUGCAUUUUCAUGACUGCUUUGUUAACGGCUGUGACGGAUCGAUCCUGUUAGAUGAUAAUGCCACCUUCAUUGGGGAGAAAACUGCUGUUCCGAACAAUAACUCAAUUAGAGGAUUUAAUGUUAUUGAUGACAUUAAAGCUAAGGUAGAAAAAGCUUGUCCUGGUGUUGUGUCUUGUGCUGAUAUUAUUGCCCUUGUAGCUCGAGACUCGGUUGUUCAUUUGGGGGGUCCUUCCUGGGAGGUUGGUUUGGGAAGAAGAGAUUCGCUCACUGCAAGCAGGGCACUUGCAAAUACCUCUAUACCUCCACCUACGUCUAAUCUGAGUGCUCUCAUAACAAGCUUCUCUGCACAGGGGCUCUCUUUGAAGAACAUGGUGGCUCUUUCAGGUUCACACACCAUAGGCUUGUCCAGGUGCACAUCAUUUCGAGGGCACAUCUACAACAGUUCGAAUAUUGAUCCCUCCUUUGCCAAAUCAUUGCGGCAGAUUUGCCCCAGAAGGGGGAAGGACAAUGUUCUUGAACCCCUAGAUCGCCAAACUCCAACCUGUUUUGAUAAUCUGUACUACAAGAACCUGCUGCAAGGGAAGGGUCUUCUCCAUUCAGAUCAAGAACUCUUCAAUGGCAGUUCAGCUGAUUCCCUUGUUAGAAGAUAUGCAAGUAAUCCUUACGAGUUUUUCAAAGACUUUGCCAAAGCUAUGGUUAAGAUGAGCAACAUUAAACCCCUCACAGGAAGCCAGGGAGAGGUAAGAAAAAAUUGCAGAAAAGUGAACUGAAAGUCCUUUGGCUGGCAGUUGGGGAUCAAAUGUAUGAAUAGUAUCAAUAAAUAUUAUUUGAAGCAUGUAGCAGCCAGCCCUUUCCUCAGGAAAUUCUCUGCCAUGUAUAAAUGUGGGAAUCAAAAGUUUCUACUGCAUUAGUGCGAUUCUAAGAA
Messenger RNA from Hevea brasiliensis (rubber tree), 1269 nucleotides. RefSeq names its product peroxidase P7. Gene Ontology annotation, biological process: response to oxidative stress; hydrogen peroxide catabolic process. The coding region runs from base 164 to 1114 and encodes 316 amino acids. The transcript is spliced from 4 exons. The record is from RefSeq and is a predicted model, not a curated record. NCBI's taxonomy places the organism in Eukaryota, Viridiplantae, Streptophyta, Magnoliopsida, Malpighiales, Euphorbiaceae. Gene Ontology annotation, molecular function: peroxidase activity; heme binding.